Molecule: messenger RNA, 1407 nt
Organism: Arctia plantaginis
Lineage: Eukaryota; Metazoa; Arthropoda; Insecta; Lepidoptera; Erebidae
Source: the annotation of a GenBank genome assembly
AUGAUUGAAGAAUCAGACUCUACAUUCACUAUGAAAACUGAAGACGGAGAGGAUAUCAAACUGACUAUUCUCAAACAUCCAAUAUCUCUAGAAACUUUAGAGUAUGAGGUAGAAACAAGUAGCAUAGAUGAAAAAGAAAUAUAUGAAAAGGCUAGCAAGGAGGCCGAUGGUAUAAAAAAGAAAUAUGAUCUUAAAUUCUUAAAGAAUAUGCCUAAAACAACAGAUGCGAAAACAGGAAAUCUAUACUUAUUAAAAGAACCUAUAUCUUUAGAAAAUAUUAAUUGGAAAGAUGAGAAACAUGAAAUUCAAAAUUCUAUUACGUUCAGUGUCAAGACUGAACAAGGUUAUUUAUGCAGAACUACGAACAAGAGGAACAAAAAAGAGGAAUAUCAAUCUUGGAAACAAAAUGCGUUGGUUAUCUUCGAGUUUUCCUACGUCUACCCUUUCAUACACGCGGGCAAUAAGUACAAAUGUUUUGUUUGCCUAAGGCCCUUUUUAGAUGCUAAUCUCCUAAAUCAACAUGUUAAUGAACACAGUAUUAAAGAAAUAAAACGAGAACUAAAUAAUAGGGUUAGAGAUAAAAAUUUAAAAGUCGAUGUUACAUAUUUACAAUGUAAAAUUUGUUCCCAAACCUUAUCUAAUUUACAGAAUUUAAAAGAACAUUUAAAAGUCAAUCAUGAUAAGAAGAUAGAACUGUCGUUGCAGGAUAACAUAAUUCCUUUCAAGUUAGGUGGAGAACAUUUUGAUUGUCAAGUGUGCGGAGAGAGGUUUCUCAAACUUAGACUCCUCGUAAUCCACAUGAGCAAACAUUUUAACAAUUACAGCUGUGAAUUUUGUGGCGCUGUGUUUAUAUCUCUUAACUUGCUAAAAAGACAUCUACAAAUUCAUGAAUCAGGAAGUUUUCCUUGCGAUAAAUGUGAUAAAGUAUUCAGUAAUGCUGCAAAACGAACCCUACACACUCGUGGAGUCCAUCUGAAGCAGUUUCCACGUAGAUGUCCCAUUUGUUCUGAAAGAUUUAACUCAAACUAUCAGAGAACAAAACACUUGCGAAUAAUCCAUAACCAAACAACAGGGUUAUUUAGAUGUGACACUUGUGGGCGUGAAUAUGACUUAAAAUAUCAUCUCCUAAUUCAUAUAAGAUCUGUUCAUUUACAAGAAAGAAAUCAAGAAUGCCCUGUUUGUCAUGCUAGAUUCUUCUCUAAGUAUUGCCUGUCAAGGCACAUGGUAAUACAUACAGGUGACAAGAAUUUCAAAUGCGAGAUUUGUGGGAAAGCAUACGCAAGACGAAAAAAUUUGAGAGAACAUUUGAGAUCCCAUGAAUCUGGCGUGUGUUCGAUAUGUGGUCAAAAUUAUGAGGAUCAAAACAAUUUGGUUGCUCACGUCAACAACGUGCAUGCAGUAAUGUAA